Molecule: messenger RNA, 2319 nt
Organism: Cordyceps fumosorosea ARSEF 2679
Lineage: Eukaryota; Fungi; Ascomycota; Sordariomycetes; Hypocreales; Cordycipitaceae
Product: Ankyrin and HET domain protein
Exons: 1
Coding region: 1-2319 (772 amino acids)
Source: RefSeq, a predicted model, not a curated record
AUGGACCUUGAAUCAUUACUGGAAUAUCGACACUCCAAGCUGCCGAGCACUUCCAGCAUCCGCCUCCUCGAACGCCUUGACUCCGCAACCACAGAGGGCCACCUCACUUUCAAGGUGCACACGCGCCACAUCAACGAGUCGGUCCUGAGAUACCACUGCCUCUCAUACACCUGGGGUAACCCCUUUGCUCACGGCAAUGGUUUUGAGGCGGGUUUUGAGGCGGCGUCGGAGGCGUACGCGGCGUCGGAGGCGGCCCGCGUCCCCGUCGUCCUCGACGGCAAAUUGUUCUACGUGCAGCGAAACCUACAGGAAGCGCUGCGGACCAUUCCUGCCACAGCGUACAUGGACCGUUUGAAUAGGCAUGACACGACGGAUGGGGAGCAGGGGGUGAAAGAUCUAGAGCGUGCGGCCUCCUCGGCGGCAGAUCCCUUGCCCGAAGGCGGCGCGGACAGGUUGAUCUGGGCGGACGCGAUAUGCAUCGACCAGUCCGACAUUGUGGAGAAGAGUGCGCAGGUCGAUAUGAUGGACAGGAUAUACAGCAACGCGGGGUACGUCCUGGCCUGGCUGGGGCCGGAGGACGAGCACACGGGCCGCGGGCUGCAGGCCGCGAACAUCCUAACCACGCACCUGGACGCCUUCGAAGCAAGCCGCAUAUCACCUUGGCUGGGCCACGACCGGGAGCGGUACCUCGAGGCCGGCAUCCCGCACCUCGCCCGGGCGGACUGGGACGCGCUGGCCAGCAUCUACCAGCGGCAGUGGUUCCGCCGCGCCUGGGUCGUGCAGGAGGCCGUUCUCGCGCGCGUCCUCCUCGUCUACGUGGGCGGGUGGCCGGUGCCGUGGUCCGACCUCGGCACCCUCGCGCACGCGCUGCGCCGGCAGGAGGGCCGGCGGGGGUCGUCCAGGGGCACGCGCUACGAGCCCACGAGCGGCGCCGGCGUGUCGGUCGAGUGGAACGCGGCCGAGAUGUUUCGGUGGCGCGAGAGCAUGGGCGUGACGCGACGGGAGGAGAGCGCGCAGCGGCUCUUUUGCCUGGGUGGGCUGGUGGACGCCUUUUGGACGUUUCGCGCGACGGAGCCUGCGGAUAAGAUCUUCUCCGUCUACGGCCUGAUCAACGCGUUUGCAGAGGAUGAUGGCGGGCGUCGCGCGACGGACUACGGACGAUCGGUGGAGAGCGUGUACACGAACGCGACGAGGAGGAUCAUCAGAGAGCAGGGCAGCCUAGAGGUCCUGUCCCGCAGCUUGUACUCGACGGGGCGACGGGCCGGCUUGCCGGGCUGGGUGCCUGAUUACAGCGUGCCGGCGAUUAACCCGAUCCCGAGCACGUUUGCCGCGAGCAAGGGUUUGCGGUUUGAGCUUAGUGUCGACAGCCAGGAAGACGACGACGAUCCGCAGCUACGGGUCCGAGGUAUGCGACUCGGGACACUCUCUCGGGUGGCUGGCAGGCAAGGCACCGGACCGCUCGACAAGUUCACCUUCAACCCGAAAUGGUUCAGCAUGCUUCUCUCCUUGAAAGACUUACCCGUGUGUGGCGGUCGGCGGAAGCGUCCAGCCUUGGCCGAGCUCCUGUGGCGGACGCUGUGCAUGGACAUGACGUACGGCGGCUUCCUCAGCGCCACCGACCCCGGCGCGGCCAGCGCGCCGGACGAGUACCGGGAGCAAUUCGCGUCCUUUGUGCUGCUCACGCUCAUGGCGCUCGCCGACCGCCGGGUGCUGGAGAAGAACGGCGUGGACCUUGACGACGCCCCUGCGGUGAGCGCGUGGGACGCCGCUGCGUACGACCCGUUUCAGGAGGACCUCGCCCUGGCGCUGCGGGACCUCGACGCCAUCAUCGCACGCGACGAGGAGUCCGCCAAGUUCAUGCCGCCGAGCGACCUAGUCGUGCAGUUCUGGAACGACGUCCGCUGCACCAUGGUGCGCUGCACGCCCGACGAGGGAGAGGGCAGCGCUCGCGACUUUACCGUGCCGCGCACGGUGCUCGAGGGCAGCAGCCGGUGCGUCGGCGCGGGCCGCGUCUGCACAGAGUCGCGCAUGUUUCGGCGGUGCUUUGGCUUCGCGUCGGCGUACGCGGUCGCCUUGGGCUACAGGCAGCUGGUGGCCGUCGACGACAUCAACUUGGGGCUGGCGCCGCUGCCGGCGGGUGCGGGCGACGAGGUGUGGAUCCUGCCGGGGUUGGCAAGCCCGGCGGUGCUGCGGAGGACGGAGGAGGAUGGUGUGUUUUCGUUUAUCGGGUGCUGCUAUAUACAUGGGCUGAUGCAUGGGCAAGCAGUGGAUGAAGCUGAGGCCAAGGGGGAGAAGCUUGUUGAUGUUGUGAUGAUGUAG